This is a messenger RNA of Suillus bovinus, 644 nucleotides long. Its product is annotated as Spt4/RpoE2 zinc finger-domain-containing protein. The coding region runs from base 57 to 410 and encodes 117 amino acids. Lineage: Eukaryota; Fungi; Basidiomycota; Agaricomycetes; Boletales; Suillaceae. Gene Ontology annotation, cellular component: nucleus; DSIF complex. Gene Ontology annotation, molecular function: RNA polymerase II complex binding; zinc ion binding. Gene Ontology annotation, biological process: regulation of transcription elongation by RNA polymerase II; positive regulation of DNA-templated transcription, elongation; chromatin organization. The record is from RefSeq and is a predicted model, not a curated record. The transcript is spliced from 4 exons.
GUGAACUCGGUUUUGUUCAACCACUCAUUAGCAGCUAGUAGCAAGGCAACUUAAUCAUGGCCAGUAUUCCUCCUCAAGCGAGGUCCAAACAGCUCCGAGCAUGUUUACUUUGUUCUAUCAUUCAACAUCCCAUGGAUUUUCGGAAGAACGGUUGUCCAAAUUGCGAAGAGCUCAUGCAGAUGAAAGGUUCUCCUGACCGCAUAAGUGUUUGCACUACCACCUAUUUUGAUGGUAUCAUUGCUGUCAUUGACACUGAGGCUAGUUGGGUUGCACGAUGGCAAAGAACAUCGAAGUAUGUUCGGGGAAUGUAUGCUGUCCGGGUGAAAGGUCGCAUUCCGGAAGAUGUAGAAGCUGAACUUGAGUCCCGUGGCAUCAAGUACCGUCCGAGAGACCAGAGUGAUCAGGAUUAGCAUGUCCUUAUAUAGCAAAAUUAAUAGUUAGCAUAGAUCUCUGUUAUACGUCGUAUUGUUCACUCGCCAUAAAUCAUAGUUACUGGAGCCAGCACCUGAGUCGGGAGCCCAUGGCACAUGAGCCACAUGUACAGUAGCUGCAGACUUUAUGCUCGAUCGCCGUUUAUGCCACUAUGUAAACAAGCUCUGCGGUAUCGCAGGACGAGAUCCAGCAAUGAAGCGUUGAUAUGCUUA